AUGUCCGCCACAGAGACCACCCCCCGCACCCGCCGCAUCACCGUCCUCAUCUCAGGAUCGGGCACCAACCUACAGGCGCUGCUCGACGCCGCUGGCACCCCCCGCUUGCCCAACGCAGCCAUCACUACCGUCAUCUCCUCCCGUUCGAACGCAUUCGGCCUCACCCGCGCCCGCACCCACUCUCCCCCCAUCCCCACCUCCGUAUGCGCUCUGAAGACGUUCCAGAACCGCAACCCAGGGGCCACAAGGGAGCACUAUGAUGCCGAGGUAGCGAGGCAGGUCUUGGAGAGCAAGCCGGAUAUGGUCGUCCUUGCUGGGUGGAUGCAUAUCCUCUCGGACAGGUUUUUGGAUAUCCUUGAUGGCAAAAAGGAGCCCCCAUCUGCCCCUGCCCUCCCCCCUCCCGCCCCGAGCAGCGCCCCCACCCAGGCCAAGCCCACUCCCUCCAACCCCACGACCGCCCCCGUAUCUUCCCUUCCCGAACCCCCAGCGACCCAAACGUUCCCUAUCCCCAUCAUCAAUCUCCACCCCGCUCUUCCCGGUGCUUUCGACGGUGCCCACGCCAUCGAGAGGACGCUGGAGGCGUUCAAGCAGGGAGUGGUCAAGUGUGCGGGUGUGAUGGUGCACAGGGUGGUUGCGGAGGUAGACAGGGGAGAGCCGCUACUUGUGAGAGAGGUGGAGAUCAAGCAGGAGGACAAGUUGGAGGAUUUGGAAGAGAGAAUACAUGGAGUUGAGCACGGUAUUAUUGUUGAUGGUGCUCGUCUUAUUCUGGAACAACUCGACAAGGAGCAAUGA
Messenger RNA from Cryptococcus wingfieldii CBS 7118, 792 nucleotides. Its product is annotated as phosphoribosylglycinamide formyltransferase. Gene Ontology annotation, biological process: 'de novo' IMP biosynthetic process. The record is from RefSeq and is a predicted model, not a curated record. Gene Ontology annotation, molecular function: phosphoribosylglycinamide formyltransferase activity. The coding region runs from base 1 to 792 and encodes 263 amino acids. The transcript is spliced from 2 exons. NCBI's taxonomy places the organism in Eukaryota, Fungi, Basidiomycota, Tremellomycetes, Tremellales, Cryptococcaceae. Gene Ontology annotation, cellular component: cytoplasm.